Messenger RNA from Orcinus orca (killer whale), 6779 nucleotides. It is a transcript of the gene ZNF668, whose product is annotated as zinc finger protein 668. The transcript is spliced from 3 exons. The record is from RefSeq and is a predicted model, not a curated record. The coding region runs from base 3630 to 5489 and encodes 619 amino acids. Lineage: Eukaryota; Metazoa; Chordata; Mammalia; Artiodactyla; Delphinidae.
AAUGCCGGCGGGAAGCCGCAGGGACCCCCGAGCAGUCCCACUGCGGACGCAAUCCGAGCGGGCCUCAGUUUCCCUGUGGGUGCAGAGGGCAGAUGGGGUUGGCCUGGCGCGAGCGGCGCGGGCGGGGCGGGAGGAGUGCGGCCCCGGGAGGGCGCGGGCGGGCGGGCUCUGGGCCUAGCGGGUCCUAGAACCCGCCGGCUGUCCCGGCGGACCGGCUGCAGCAGACGCCUGGGCUAGGGCGGCAUGGCUGCCCGCCUUGCGCCGUGCGCACACGAGGGUCCUAGAGCCCGCCAUGUUGCGGGCUUUUGUCCCAGGCGUGCGGCCCGUCAAGCACGGUCCCCGGCGCUGGCGGCUCCCCUCCCCGGUCGAGGUCCUGGCCGCCCCUCCCGCGGUCCUAGAGAACGCCAUCUUGCCGGCCUUUGUCCAAAGUAUGGCCUUCGGUCCAUUCAUUUGUUCAUUCUGUCAUCCUUCGUUCACUCCUUCUUGCCGCGUUCUCCGAUUCCUCGUUUUCCCAGGGCUUUUCCUGAGAAGAGGCAGCCCAGGGCCCUGCCCUGCGGGGCUGUCUGUCUGCCGGGGGCCCGACACGUAGACAGUUGCAGGGAGCGAGAAUGCACAAGGUUUCCGCAGCUCUCGGCUCUAACGACCUUAAAACUCCCACAUGCCUCAGAAAUCUCAUUUUACUGAUGAGAAAACUGAGGCCCAGAGAGCCAUGGCGCUCUUACCUCUAUAGUCUUAUUAAGUAUUCCUGAGGGCACUGGGGAAGCAGGUAUUUGAAAGACGCAAAAGAGUUUUCCCACGGGAGAAGGCAGAGGGAACUGCAUAUGGAGAUGUAUUUAGGUGGUGAAGUUUGAGAAUUGUGGCUGGAGCUAAGGUCGCUGUCGGGAGGGGCACACUGCCCCUGGAGGUGAGGCUGGAAAAGUGGGUUGGGAUUAGAUUGUGGACUGACCAGAUUGGAUGCCUAGGAGAUGAUUAGUUCUUAUCUCUGCAUGGUUCACAGUUCCCCAUCUGCCGUCUCACCGGAUCUCUCAUGGCCUGUGAGGCCUAUUGGUAACUACUUGUUUAGAGGUGGGGAGACUGAGGUGCAGAGAGGAUAAAAAGUGGCUUUUCACCUCAUCACUGCCCGCAGGGUUCUAAACUCUGGGAAUUAAAUCUCUGCAUCCCUGGCAUUUAGAGCCUGUUCAUGCAACAGGACGUGUCCCGCCCCCUAAAUUCAGUAGUAAACAAAGACAAAGACAAGCCUCCCUCACCAGAGCAAUGAAUCCACUGUGGGGUACUGGGGGCGAUAUUUGGACCCUGUGAACUUGGAAAAGCAGAAAAAUUCAGUUACUAAACAGUUGUUCACCGACAUUCUUACAAACUCCUACUAUGGAGGAGGCAGAGGCUAUAGACCUGGGUUCAAAUACCGCCUCGGAGGUUGAUUUGUUCAGUUUGUUUUGGGCACCAAGCAUGGUUCUAUGUGUAGAGGAUACAGAAUAAUAAAGGUUUCUGGCUCUUUGCCAGCCUAGACUCUCAAGCUGGAGACAGAGAAUUAACUGAACCAUACAAUGUAUAAGUGCUAGCAAAGCAAUAAGCAGGGGACAGAGGGCAGAAGUUUGGGAGGCAGAGACCACCUGGCUUUGAGUAUUGGCUGUGACUAUGACUAGUUUCUUCACUUCUGUGUGCCUCAGUCUCCUUGUCUGAAAAAUGGGGGGGAAAUAAUACUAUUUAACUUAGUCUGUUUGGGCUACCAUAACAACAACAACAACAAUAACAGACUGGGGGGCACAACAGAAAUUUGUUUCUCACCGUUCUGGAGGUUGAGGUGUCCAAGGUCAAGGUGCUGGCCAAUUCAGUUCCUGGUGAAGGCUCCUUUCUUGGAUCGUAUGUGGCCACCUUCUGUCUUAAGUUCUGACAUGGCCUUGCUUCCACGCAUGCGCACAUUCAUCCAUAACAAACUCCUAGGCCAUCGUGAGGCUUAGCUUGAGUAGCACACAUAAAAUGCUUAGAAUGAUACCUGGUCCAUGGUAAAUUUGCAAGAAGUGUCAUCCAGAUGAGCAACAUGAAGGAAAUUAAACAGGAGGGGGAUAGAGAGUGAUUAGCAGGGGUGCAGAUAGCAUUAAGAAAGGUGGUCAGGAAAGCCCUCUUUAAGGAUGUGACAGGGAGCUGAGACCCAAAUGGAAUCAAAGAGAUAGCUACACAAAGACCCUUGGAAAUAAUGUUUCUAGCAGAGGAAACUACUAGUGUGUAGAGUCCCUGAGAUGGGAAGGAAUUUAAGUCUUUGAGGGGAAAAAGGGGGAGCCUGUGUGGGUAGAGCCUAGUGAGCCAAGGGGAGAGGAGUGGGAGAUGGGAUAGGCAGGAGUUAGAUAGUUCAGGGCCUUGCUUGCCAUGGAAAAGAUAUUGGUCUUUGUCCUGGGAGCGGUGGAAAGUCUCAUGAUUUGGCUAAUAAACCUUAAGUAAAUGAAGACUGGUAGAGAAAGAGCCCAGCCCAGGGACCUGAAGACUCGUGUUUGAGUCUGGGCUCCUUGACUAGCUGUGUGUCCUUAUGUAAGUUUUUUCCCUUACGGGGGCCUUAAUUUCCACAUCUGAAAAAGAGGUGUAUUAAAAAUGCCUCUCUCCUAGAAGCUUCUGAAAACCUAAGGUUCUUAAAUAAGUGUUAGUUGGAAUGACCCAGAAAGCAUGUUUAGAAUAGAUUUCUGAGUCCUACCCCAUGCUCCCUGCAUGAUUAUUUUCAUGCAGGGAGUUCACAGAAUCACUCUAGGGAGUGGUGGGUGGAAGAGUCCUCCGUGAACAGGGAAGUGAAGAGCUGAUGAUGGUUUUUUUGUUUUUUUUUUUGCGGUACGCGGGCGUCUCACUGUUGUGUCCUCUCCCGUUGCGGAGCACAGGCUCCGGACGCGACGCGCAGGCUCAGCGGCCAUGGCUCACCGGCCCAGCCGCUCCGCGGCAUGUGGGAUCUUCCCGGACCAGGGCACGAACCCGCAUCCCCUGCAUCGGCAGGCAGACUCUCAACCACUGCGCCACCAGGGAAGCCCCUGAUGAUGGGUUUUUGUUUUUUUUAAUAUUUACUUUUUUGGUUGCACUGGGUCUUUGUUGCGGCGUGCAGGCUUCUCUAGUUGUGAUACGCGGGCUUAGUUGCCCCGUGGCAUGUGGGAUCUUACUUCCCCGACUAGGAGUCAAACCCACGUCCCCUGCUUUGGAAGACAGAUUCUUAACCACUGGACCACCAGGGAAUUCCCAACGGAGGGGCUUUAGACAAGGGCCUAGCCUACCUGACCCUUCGUUCUUUAUGGAGCUUGUGCCUGGCACGCCCCUACUAUCUCCCCUGGGAAGUGCCUUAGGAGAAGGGAUUUACCCCUCCAGCUACCUGGUUUCUGGCUCCCAGAUGGGAAGACUGAGGCCCAGAGCUUGGAACCCACGGUUCCAGGCCUCUGAGAGGGAAACAGAAACAUAAAGGGUGCUGGCUCUGGUCUCCAGGGACUUCUACAGGAAUGAGAGGAGACCAAGGUGUAACCUGAGCUCAGGGUUCUGGUCAUCGCGGGGCUGGCCCAGGUAGCAGAUAAGCCUGGGAGGGCCCAACUACUCAAGGCGAAUUAAACACCUGGAUUCAAGUCUCAGCUGCACGAGUUACUAGAGAAGCCCCGCCCAUCCAGGCCAUGGAGGUAGAGUCAUCGGAGGAGAGGUCCCCAGCCCCUGGCUACAAGCGCUCUGGCCGUCGCUAUAAGUGCCUGUCCUGUACCAAGACGUUUCCAAAUGCACCCCGGGCAGCACGCCAUGCUGCCACACAUGGGCCUGCAGACUGCACAGAGGAGGUGGCCGAGGCAAAGCUGAAGCCAGAGACAGACCCCAAAGCGGAGGAUGCCAGCGGGGACAAGGUGUCAGGUGCAGCGGCGAAGCCUCGGCCGUAUGCGUGCCCGCUGUGCCCCAAGGCCUACAAAACGGCACCAGAGCUGCGCAGUCACGGGCGCAGCCACACGGGCGAGAAGCCCUUCCCUUGCCCCGAGUGCGGUCGCCGCUUCAUGCAGCCCGUGUGCCUGCGCGUGCACCUGGCCUCGCACGCCGGCGAGUUGCCCUUCCGCUGCGCGCACUGCCCCAAGGCUUAUGGCGCGCUCUCCAAGCUCAAGAUCCACCAGCGCGGUCACACCGGCGAGAGGCCCUACGCCUGCGCCGACUGUGGCAAGAGCUUCGCUGACCCCUCGGUGUUCCGCAAGCACCGGCGCACGCAUGCAGGCCUGCGGCCCUACAGCUGCGAGCGCUGCGGCAAGGCCUAUGCUGAACUCAAGGACCUCCGUAACCACGAGCGGUCCCACACUGGCGAGCGCCCCUUCCUCUGCUCAGAGUGCGGGAAGAGCUUCUCCCGCUCGUCCUCGCUCACGUGCCACCAGCGCAUCCAUGCGGCGCAAAAGCCCUACCGCUGCCCGGCCUGUGGCAAGGGCUUCACGCAGCUCAGCUCCUACCAGAGCCACGAGCGCACGCACUCUGGCGAGAAGCCCUUCCUCUGCCCCCGCUGCGGCCGCAUGUUCUCCGACCCCUCGAGCUUCCGGCGCCACCAGCGGGCGCACGAGGGUGUGAAGCCCUACCGCUGCGAGAAGUGUGGCAAGGACUUCCGGCAGCCGGCCGACCUGGCCAUGCAUCGGCGGGUGCACACAGGCGACCGGCCGUUCAAGUGCCUGCAGUGUGACAAGACCUUCGUCGCGUCCUGGGACCUCAAGCGGCACGCGCUGGUGCACUCCGGCCAGCGGCCCUUCCGCUGCGAGGAGUGCGGCCGAGCCUUCGCCGAGCGGGCCAGCCUCACUAAGCACAGCCGGGUGCACUCGGGUGAGCGCCCCUUCCACUGCAACGCGUGCGGAAAGUCCUUCGUGGUCUCGUCAAGCCUGAGGAAGCACGAGCGGACCCAUCGCAGUAGCGAGGCCGCAGGGCCUCCCCCGCAGCAGGAGCUGGUGGUGGGGCUGGCGCUGCCGGUCAGCGUGGCAGGCGAGGGCUCAGCAGCCCCGGCAGCAGGGGCUGGGCUCGGGGACCCUGCAGCAGGGCUGCUGGGGCUGCCUCCGGAAUCGGGUGGUGUGAUGGCCACCCAGUGGCAAGUGGUGGGCAUGACGGUGGAGCACGUGGAGUGCCAAGAUGCUGGGGUUGGGGAGGCUCCUGGUCCCUUGGGGGGGGCAGGCGAAGUGGGGGGUGAGGAGGUGGACGAGAAACCACCACAGUUUGUAUGCCGGGAGUGCAAGGAGACGUUCUCCACGCUGACGUUGCUGCGACGGCACGAGCGCUCGCACCCAGAGCUCCGGCCCUUCCCCUGCACCCAGUGCGGCAAGAGCUUCUCAGACCGGGCUGGGCUGCGCAAGCACAGCCGCACCCACAGCUCUGUGCGCCCCUACACCUGCCCCCACUGCCCCAAGGCCUUCUUGAGUGCCAGCGACCUGCGCAAGCACGAACGUACCCACCCUGUGCCCAUCGGGACCCCCACGCCCCUUGAGCCCCUCGUGGCUUUGCUAGGAAUGCCUGAAGAGGGGCCAGCCUGAGUCCCAGGCCCCCUCUGCCACACUCCUGGGAGCUCCGCCCCUACAGGGUGCUUCCUGAACCUCCCUUUGCCUCAGCUCACUCUUAGACUCCAGAUCCAUCCCUUCAUCCCAGGCAGCUAGCUCACCUUCCUGACAAAGAGCUGGGGACAGUGGAGGCUGGCAGCAGCCUCUGAGAGACAUGGCUCCCUCCGAGCACCACUCAUUAAAGCAUUCGCUUUGACACUGGGUUGUCUUCUGUGUUCUGGUCGGGGGUAAGUAAUGGGAAUUUGGGCAUCAGAUAAGGUUCAGUGGAGAUCCCUGGAUUGACAAAUUAGAAACUAGAAGGGUCUUUGGGUGCACUGUUUUCUCUACGUUUCAGAAUGUCUUGUGACAAAGGGUUCCACGGUCAAGUAAGUACAGGAAAUUCCUGUACCCUUAUUGGGGAUUCUUGGUGAUCAAAGUAUGUUAAAGUCAUCGAUAAGUCCUGCAAUGAACAAAUCUAUUUUGCUUUGUUUAGCCCACACUUACUUGACCUGUUACUGAGUAGCUCUACUUCUGUCUUUUUGCAGAUAAUAAACUGAGGCCCAAAGUUAGUAUAUUUCCCACAAAUUGCAAUAACAAAUUAGAAAAUACACUUGGGGUCCCAUUCACAAUAACAACAAAACCCAUAAACUACAAAGGAGUAAAUCUCACAAAAAACAUGCAAACCCUGUAUGAAGAAAAUAGUAUCUUUGUCCUGAAGGAUAUAAGACCUAAUUAAAUGGAGAUAUACCAUGUACCUGAGUGGAAAGUUAUUAUUAAAAGAUGUUGAUUCUCCAGUUUAAUCCUUAAGUUCAUUGCCAUCCAAAAGAAUUUUUUAACAAAACUUGAAAAUCCUAAAUUCCUGUGCAAUAUAUAUAUGUAAAAACAGUGGAGGGGACUUCCCUGGUGGUCCAAUGGUUAAGACUCCGUGCUCUCAAUGCAGGGGGCCCAGGUUCGAUCCCUGGUCAGGGAACUAGAUCCCAUAUGCCGCAGCUAAGAGCCCGCAUGCCACAACGAAGAGCCUGCAUGCCGCAGCUAAGACCCAGCACAGCCAAAUACAUAAAUUAAUAAAUAUUUUUAAAAAACCAACAACAGUGAAGCUGUCAGGACUUCCCUGGCGGUCCAGUGGUUAAAACUCCGUGCUUCCACUGCAGGGGGCAAGGGUUCGAUCCUUGGUCAGGGAACUAAGAUCCUGCAUGCUGUGUUGCUCAAAACAAAAACAAAAAAACAGUGGAAAUGAUGUAUUUGACACGCUAGAUAAUCAAACACCAAAGCACUGGAAUAAAAACA